AUGGCAGACACACAUGAAUCAGAAAAUGUAUCCUGCAUUGUGGCAGACACCCAUUCAACAAUAGAUAUAUUAGUAAAUAUUUUCCUGGGCUCAAUAUCUGUUCUGGCAAUAUGUGGAAACCUUCUUGUAAUCAUCGCCAUCAUUUACUUCAAACAGCUCCACACUCCAACUAACUACCUGAUUCUCUCUCUGGCUAUGUCUGACCUCCUGGUAGGGGCUUUAGUUUUGCCAUCCUUCAUAGCACUGUCUGUAGACUCCUGUUGGUAUCUUAGAGAUUUACUUCACAGAUAUUAUGCAGUGUGUCAUCCUCUGAGGUAUACAACCAAAAUGAAUGUUCGUGCUGCUGUGGUCAUGAUCCUGGUCACCUGGGGUGUCUCUACUCUGGUUGGAAUUGGCAUGGUAGUUGUGGGACCUAAUGAGGGAAAAUGUGAAGGACAGUGUCUCAUAUUUGAUAUCCCAAUCUCAAGCGUUACUGGAUGUGUUCUCUCAUUUUAUCUCCCAGCAGUUAUAAUGCUCAGUAUCUACCUAAAGAUUUUCCUGGUGGCACAGAAACAGGCACGCAGCAUCCAGAACUCAAACUGUCAGAGCAUAAAGUCUGGAGCGUCUGUCAGUAAGAUGGAGAGAAAGGCCACCAAAACUCUGGCUAUCGUUAUGGGAGCUUUUCUGAUCUGUUGGGCUCCUUUCUUUACUGGUGUGACCUUAAACCCAUUUAUUAAUUAUUCAGUUCCAAAAGCUGUGGUUGAAUUUUUUACUUUGCUUGCAUGGUCAAAUUCAGUGCUCAAUCCAUUCAUUUAUGCCUUCUUUUACAGCUGGUUCCGUGUGGCUUUCAGAAUUAUCAUUUCUGGCAAAAUAUUUGUAGGUGAUUUUGCAAAUUCAAAACUGCUCUGA
Messenger RNA from Myripristis murdjan (pinecone soldierfish), 888 nucleotides. Its product is annotated as trace amine-associated receptor 1-like. Gene Ontology annotation, molecular function: trace-amine receptor activity. Bases 1 to 888 code for a protein of 295 amino acids. The record is from RefSeq and is a predicted model, not a curated record. The transcript has 2 exons. Gene Ontology annotation, biological process: G protein-coupled receptor signaling pathway. Gene Ontology annotation, cellular component: membrane. Lineage: Eukaryota; Metazoa; Chordata; Actinopteri; Holocentriformes; Holocentridae.